AUGGCUCCUCCCAAGACUCUCUUUGUCCUCCUCAUCUUCCUCAUUCUUCUAGUUUCUGCCACUGCUUUUUCCUUCCUAUUCCAUGGCUUCAAUGAAAGUAAUAUCACCCUUGAAGGGAAAGCAAAGAUUGACAACCAAGGUAUACUUCAGCUCACCGGAAGAAAAAACAAUAUUGUUGGUCAUGCAUUCUAUAACAAAUCCAUCAUAAUACUUGAUAAAACAAAUGCUUCAGUCCUCCAGCCAAAGGUUUUUUCCUUUAGUACAUGCUUUGUUUUCUCAAUUGUGUCACCAAGUUCUGGCCCUGGUGGCUUUGGUCUUGCCUUCACCAUAGCUCCUUCAACACAAUUCCCAGAUGCUGAAGGUGGCCAUCUUCUUGGUCUUUUCAACUCUUCCAAUGAUAUGAGCUCCUCAAAUCAUAUCUUGGUGGUUGAGUUUGAUACAGUGAAUGGCUACAAAGAUUCUGCUGACACCGUAGGAAACCAUGUUGGGGUAAACAAAAAUGGCAUGUCCUCAAAUAUAUCUGAGCCUGCAGCUUACUUUGAAGAGGGCAGAAAGGAAGAGUUCAACAUGGAGAAGGCUGACGCUGUUUGUGCUUGGAUUGAAUACGAUGGUGAAACAGAAAUACUGAAUGUCACAAUAGCCCCUUAUUUGGAACCAAAACCAAGCAAACCACUUAUAUCCGAGGCUAUUGACAUCAAGUCUGUCAUGGAGGAAAGCAUGUUUUUUGGUUUCUCUGCAUCAACAGGUAGUAGGAAAGCAAGUUCCCAUUAUAUUCUAGGGUGGAGCUUUGCAUUGAAUGGGGUUUCCCCUCCACUCAAUGCUUCACUCCUUCCAAAGCCACCACCAAAGGAGAAAGAUUCAUACUAUUUUCCUUUGGUCAAGGUUGUAAUUGGUAUCUUGUCUGCUUUGACAUUUACCUUGCUGUGCCUUUUGUUUUGUGUGACAUUCUAUAAGAGAUAUAUGAUAUUUGAAACUCUUGAGGACUGGGAGCGGGGUUGUCCUCAUAGGUUAAAAUAUAGAGAUCUUCAUCUAGCAACAAAGGGAUUCGUAGAGAGCCAACUAAUUGGUGUUGGAGGCUUUGGUUCUGUGUACAAAGGUGUGUUACCAAGCACAGGAACUGAGGUUGCUGUUAAAAGGAUCAUGACAAGUCCAGCCCGAGGAAUGAGGGAAUUUGCAGCUGAGAUUGAAAGCUUAGGAAGAUUGAGACACAAGAAUUUGGUCAAUCUUCAAGGGUGGUGCAAGCACAAGAAUGAUCUCCUUCUAAUUUAUGAUUACAUUCCGAAUGGGAGCCUUGACUCUCUCCUAUUCAAUAAAAACUUUGCUUUGGAUUGGGACCAGAGAUUCAAAAUUCUCAAAGGUGUAGCUGAAGGGCUGUUGUACCUUCAUGAAGAGUGGGAACAAGUGGUGAUCCAUAGAGAUGUGAAAUCUAGCAAUAUUCUUAUUGACGGGGACUUCAAUGCUCGUUUGGGUGACUUUGGACUAGCAAGGCUUUAUAGCCAUGACCAAGUGUCACACACAACCAGUGUGGCUGGCACCAUAGGGUAUAUUGCACCAGAGUUAACUAGGACAGGAAAGGCAUCUACAAGCUCUGAUGUGUAUGCAUUUGGGGUCCUACUUCUUGAAACGGUUUCUGGCACAAGGCCUGUAGGUUCAUCAGGUAAGUUUUUCUUGGUCGAUUGGGUUCUUGAAAAUUGCCUACUUGAUCAGAUUCUUGAAGUGGUUGAUCCAAAGCUAGAUUCAGUUUAUGAUGAAGAAGAAGUGGAGUUAGUUCUGAAAUUGGGUCUACUAUGCAGUCAAUACAAAGCUGAUUACAGACCCUCUAUCAAACAAGUGACUAGGUACCUAAACAUUGAUGACCCUCUGCCUGAUAUCUCUGAUUGGAGACACUAUGAUUCACAAAGCACCACAACAAGCUUAAGUUUCUUGGAAGCCAUGCCUACUAGUAAAACUUCAUCCUCAUACAGUUUACCCACUAGGAGUACAAUGUCCAUAGAAACUGGUAGAUCGUAA
Sphenostylis stenocarpa is the source of this 2010-nucleotide messenger RNA. Lineage: Eukaryota; Viridiplantae; Streptophyta; Magnoliopsida; Fabales; Fabaceae. The record is from the annotation of a GenBank genome assembly.